Fusarium sp. VM40 is the source of this 885-nucleotide messenger RNA. The record is from the annotation of a GenBank genome assembly. NCBI's taxonomy places the organism in Eukaryota, Fungi, Ascomycota, Sordariomycetes, Hypocreales, Nectriaceae.
AUGUCUACAAUAGCUUCUCCUCGCGAACCUCCUCGUCGCACUCCCACAAACUCCAACCGUCCCUCCUUCGAAACCUCACGAUCCGCUGUCGUUUCCCCCGUCCUCACACAAGGACCAACCGCUCCCCCAGGACCUCCCCCGACGCAGCGCAAGACAUCCUCAAAUCGAGCUGCUCUUCGCGAGUACUACAAUCUCCGUGCCUCAGCCCCACGCAUCGAAAUUCCCGACUCUGAAGUUGCGGCCACUGAGAUCGAUACCCCUGACUUUGACACGGAGGACUAUGUUGCCAAAGUUAUCGCCAAGAGCAGUCUCGAGGAGCUCUUGCGACUGUAUACUCGUGUUGUGGGUGAAGUGCGGGCGUUGGACGCGGAGAAGAAGGCCUUGGUGUAUGAUAAUUACAGUAAGCUGAUUACAGCGACUGAGACGAUUCGCAAGAUGAGAGCGAAUAUGGACCCUUUGAACCCCAUGGCCUCAACACUCGACCCAGCCAUCGCCCAGAUUUAUAGCCAAGCAUCAUCCAUCCGAGAAGCCCUGCGCGAAACAGUUCCCACGCCAGACUCCGAACAAGGCAAGAAACGAGACGCCGCGGCCAGACAACAACGGACAAGAGAACUCGCAGUACAAGUUCUAGCGACUCCCGAACGGCUGCGUGCACUUGUUAGCGAAGGAAAGAUUGCGCAAGCACGCAAGGAGUGGGUGAUGCCGCGAAAGCUACUAGAGUCAUGGAAAGAGAAAGGAAUUGGUGGCAGCGAUGUCGAGGAGUGUAUUGAGGAGGGAGAUGAGGCGUUGAGGCAGGUUGAUAAUAAGAGCAGUGCUUCUAGCCCGAGGAUAUCAAGGGAUGAACGACUAUCAAGAGAUAGUCGAGUAUCAAGAGAUGGACGGUGA